Prorocentrum cordatum is the source of this 2451-nucleotide messenger RNA. Lineage: Eukaryota; Dinophyceae; Prorocentrales; Prorocentraceae. The record is from the annotation of a GenBank genome assembly.
AUGGUCAAGAGCAGGAACGCCACGGCUGAGGAACUGAAGAACUCGCUCUGGAGUCGAUGGAUCGCUUACUUCGGCCGACCAAGGAUCUUUCAAGUCAAUCCGGAGGGAGCGUGGAUGAGCAACACCAUCAGGGAGAACCUGGAGUCGAGUAGUAUCCAGAGGGGCCCUAUCCCCAGACAGGCGCACUGGCAGAUUGGAGGUAUCGAGCGGCUCAUCUGCCUCAUCAAGGAUCUCCUGACCACCCUGGCCCGGGAAUGUCCGGGAAAAUCGUGCGAGGAAUACCUGGCACGUGCGGUGGUGGCCUACAACGAGUUCGACCGGCAUCGGGUGUUUUCCCCACUGCAGGUGGCCCUUGGCCGUGCCCCAGACCUCGACGGAUCGUUCAUGGACGCUCCAGGUGACCCGGUCAACUUGCCGGCGCUGGAGUCGGAGGCGGUCGACGCCGAGUUCGGGGAGAAUUUCAAGUUCAUGCGGCAGCUUCGUGACGCGUCUGAUCGUGAAGUGGCUGAGCACGAGAUCACACAUGGGACCGAGUUGCCGUGGACGUUCAACAGUAUGACGCAAGGCCUCAGGGCGGGGCAGUACGAGGACUUGGCAGACGACCCUCGCCUGAUCCCGAGCGACACGGAGUUUGUGGACGCCGGUGGGGACCACUACGGCUUGGAAAGAUCAGAUAGACAGAAGCGACGUGAUCAGAUCGAUCAGCAGGGUUUGACUGCCGAGAUCCAGCCGUUUGCGUGCUCCUGGAACCGAGAGGACAAUGCCAUCGAGGUGGAGAUCAGCCUUCCUGAAAGAGCGCGAGGCGGGUCAGCCGCGCGCGACCUGUCGCCUUUCGUGGCUACACAGCUGCGACGUCAGCGUGCGGAGGUCCGGGAGCGAACUCUGUCAGCGGCGGAUCUCGAGAAGUUCAGGAAGGCCAGGACCAGGGAGGCGCAGGAGCGGAUCAAGGAGAUGGUCUUGGAGGGCCUGCCGAGCCAUGCCUCGGCUCCAAGCGACAGACUGAUGCGCCUCAGGUGGGUCCUGACAUGGAAGGUCGAUCCUGCAGAACCUGGGGGUCGACGAGCCAAAGCCCGGUCAGUGAUUCUCGGCUUCCAGGACCCCGACCUCACCACGCAGGAGUCGCAUGCGCCGACGGCGACCCGAACCGCUCGGCAGGUGUCUCUGCAGAAGGCGGCGAACUUGAAGAUGCGGGUGGCCGGGGGCGACGUGAAGUCUGCGUUCCUGCAGGGCGAAGAGCUGGAUCGGGAACUGUUCGUCAAGCCCACGGGCGAGAUCGUGGAGAUGCUCGGCUUGCGAUCGGGUCAAGCGGCCAUCUUGAAGAAGUCAGCGUACGGCCUGGUGCAGGCACCUCGGGCAUGGCACCAGGCAAUGAAUCGCAAGCUGAAGGAGCUGGGCUGGCGGCAGCUGGAGUCAGACCCGUGUGUGUGGAUCCUGACAAGUCCUUCGACGACUGGACGCCCUGACGACAUCGUGGCGAUUGCUCUGUCUCGCGUGGAUGACUUCUCGUUCGCCGGCCGCGAAGCGGACAAGACCUGGCAGCAGGCCCGACGUCAGGUGACGGGAGCUUUCAGGUGGACCGAGUGGGAGUACAACACCUUCACACAGUGCGGCGUUGACGUUACCCAGAGAGCUGAUUUCGGAUUCACGCCGAGUCAGGCCGCCUACACGGAGCAGAUCGAGGAGAUCGAGGUCCCCGCAGAGCGACGGAGACAACUUUCGUCGCCGGUGACAGUGGCGGAGAAGACUCAGUUUCGAGCGGCCACUGGGAGCCUGCAGUGGAAGGGUACCCAGACGGGUCCAAACAUCCUGGCGGAAUUGAGCUUGCUGCAGAGCAAGACGGAAUCAUGUACGGUGGACGACCUCGUGAAGGUCAACAAGUUGAUCAAGCGAGCCAAGGAGACCAAAGGAAGAAUGCUGGAGAUUUCCCCGUUCGCAGAGUGCGAGCUGGCCGUCGUCGGCUGGGGUGAUGCCGCCUUCGGCAACCGUGUGGACGGCAAAUCGACCGAGGGCCGAGUGCUCGGGAUCGUUCCGGUGAGUUUUCUGGCUGGAGAGGAGACAGGGGUUUCGCUAAUCAGUUGGAGGUCGGGUAAAGUCGAGCGCACGUGCCGGUCACCGCCAUCAGCAGAAGUUUCAGCAACAGUGAACACCGAGGAUGAGGUCACUUACGUGAGGUUCCUUCUGGCCGAGCUUUCGGGUUGGAAACCAGAUCUCCGAGACCCAUGGGCCCAGGUACGUAAGGUCCAGGAGUGCCUGAUCACCGACUCGAAGAACCUAUACGACCGUUUGCGCUGUCCCGAGAAGCGUAUGGGAGGCAAGGAGUUCAGAACUGGUCUGGAAUUGCUUGCUUUGAGAGACGGUAUUGUCGCGUGUGGGUGCCCGGUCCGUUGGGUACACACUGGUGCCAUGCUCGCUAACAGUCUCACGAAAGACCAUGAGCGCUGGAAACUAUAA